AUGGCUGAUUUCAAGGACGACCUCCCGCCCCAAAAGAUCGUGGCCACCCUUCUCAACCAGUUCCCGUAUGGUGCAAGAUGGCUCUACUGGCUUUCCGUCAUUGUGUUCUGCUUGAACAUCGGCCUCUUCGGGUUCUUCAUCUUCGUGUCCAUUCUCCAAUUUGUUCUGUUUCCCAAGGUGUGGAUCACCAUCAUCGAGCGACCCAACCAAGCACUCUUCCUGAGCUGCAUACCAGUGAGUCUCGGGACUAUCGUCAAUAUGAUGGUGCUCGUGUGUGCUCCGUCGUGGGGGAAAUGGGUCGUCUACCUCGCAUGGGGGUUAUGGAUGGCCGAUGCAGUCUUGUCACUGGUGUGUGCCUUGGUUCUACCAUUUCUGCUCGUCAUCAAACGAGAAGAGGAGGCACCCCUCUCGACGAUGACUGCUCUCCAGAUAUUCCCCGUCAUUGGAACAGUGGUCGCAUCCGCCACCGCGGCUUUGGUUGCCGGCGUGCUACCCAACGACGAGCAAGCUUUGGUCACGGUCAUCAUCGGCUACAUUCUUUGGGGGGUCGGCGUCCCUGCCGCGACGUUCAUUCUCAUCACCUACUGGCAGCGCUUGACAAUCCAUAAACUCCCGCCCCGCGAGGUCAUUGUGUCCUGUUUCGUUCCGCUGGGCCCGUUAAACAUGGGCGGUUUUGCUAUUAUGAAGCUUGGUUCCGUUGCGAUGAAAGUGUUCCCCGUGACCAAGACCAUCCAUCCGCUGGCGGGAGAUUUGGCAUACAAUUUUGGAGUGCUCUUAUCCUUGGUCUUGUGGGGGUUUACUUUGCUGUGGCUCUUUCUCGCCGUGGCAACGAUAUACCACUGCAAGCGUUUCCCGUUCAAUAUCGGCUGGUGGGGGUUCACUUUCCCGAUCGGCACAUUCGCUCUUUCGAGCAAUACACUCGCCAUAGAUAUACCAUCGCGAUUUUUCCGAGUCAUUGGAUCUAUAAUAUCGGUGUGCGUAUUCUUGCUCUGGUUAUUUGUCGUUUACGUCACCCUCAGAGAUCUCAUCACGGGGGGGAAGCGACUUUUCAAAAUCCCGACGAGAGCCGUGCCCAUUGUCGACGAUAAAGCGCGCGACAAGUUGGAUAGUGAGGCGGAGGGCAAGCUUGUGUGA
Fonsecaea erecta is the source of this 1134-nucleotide messenger RNA. RefSeq lists its product as hypothetical. Gene Ontology annotation, biological process: transmembrane transport; sulfite transmembrane transport. Bases 1 to 1134 code for a protein of 377 amino acids. Gene Ontology annotation, molecular function: sulfite transmembrane transporter activity. Gene Ontology annotation, cellular component: plasma membrane. The transcript has 5 exons. The record is from RefSeq and is a predicted model, not a curated record. Lineage: Eukaryota; Fungi; Ascomycota; Eurotiomycetes; Chaetothyriales; Herpotrichiellaceae.